UGAGAAGAUUGGAGAAGAGAGCAGCAAAACGGUGCGGAUUGAGAAAGGGAAGAAAAGCUUUGAAUUUAAUUUCAGUUGAGUUUGCUUAACGCUUUCACUUUCAGCGAGCGAGAUCUUUGUCUCUUCUCUUGCUUCCUUCUUCAAUUCAUCUCCGAACCGCGUUUCUCUUUUUGACUCUUCCCCUCUCUCUUUCUCUCUACUCAGUAAGAAUGUAUACUAAUAUUGGUAUGCCACCGGGGGUACCUCAGCAUCAUCCUCAACCUCCAAUGAGCUCGCAACCUAAUCUGUUCGGGAAUGCAUUUAAUUCUGCUGGUUCAGGACUCAUUCGAGGUGGAUUGGGUGCGUAUGGAGAAAAAAUAUUAGGAUCAAGCUCUGAGUACGUCCAAAGCAAUAUAAGCCGGUAUUUCUCUGAUCCCCAAUACUACUUUCAAGUGAAUGACCACUAUGUUAAGAACAAGUUAAAGGUCGUGCUGUUCCCAUUCUUGCACCGGGGUCAUUGGACUAGGAUUACUGAACCAGUGGGAGGUAGGCUCUCUUAUAAACCUCCAAUUUAUGACAUAAAUGCUCCUGACUUGUACAUUCCAUUAAUGGCAUUUGGUACCUAUGUUGUUCUUGCUGGCAUCUCAUUGGGUCUUCGUGGAAAGUUUAGUCCUGAAGCUUUGAACUGGUUAUUUAUCAAGGGAUUGGUUGGUUGGUUUAUGCAAACAGCACUGCUUAAAGUUACUUUACUUUCAUUAGGCAGUGGGGAAGCACCUCUAUUGGACAUUAUAGCGUACGCCGGAUACACUUUUCCUGGCUUGUGUUUGGCUGUUUCUGGAAGAAUAAUAUGGAGUUACUCCUACUACUUUCUGAUGCUGUGGACCUGCUUAUGUAUGGCAGUGUACUUGGUUAAAACAAUGAAGAGAGUCCUUUUUGCAGAAGUUAGGAGUUAUGAUUCAAGCAAACACCACUAUCUCUUGCUCCUCAUUGCUUUGGCUCAGUUCCCAUUGUUCACAUGGCUUGGAAACAUUACUGUCAAUUGGCUAAUAUAGAGUGAUAGCAUUUACACUGUACUUGGAAGCACUUGGUGAUUUUUUUUGGUUAACUUUGGAGAACAGUAAUACAUGGGCUUCUUUUUUUUUUAGUACUUUAUUUUCUGCAUGGACGAUUACCCUGACUCACCAUUAAGUUGGGUUUUUUUAUGGGUCACUUUUGAUAAUGGUUCUCGACGGAUUCUAGCCAGCAAAACCAUCUCAGGUCUUGCACAGUGCAAAAAGAUUUUUAUGCCGUUGGAUAUGAUAGCAAAUUUGGUUAAUGACAGAGAUUGUUCGGAUGUAACUUACUAACAAAGUACUGAAUAAAUAAGUGAUAGCGCACGCGGUUCGAUCUUA
Messenger RNA from Glycine soja, 1370 nucleotides. Its product is annotated as protein YIF1B-like. NCBI's taxonomy places the organism in Eukaryota, Viridiplantae, Streptophyta, Magnoliopsida, Fabales, Fabaceae. Gene Ontology annotation, biological process: endoplasmic reticulum to Golgi vesicle-mediated transport. The record is from RefSeq and is a predicted model, not a curated record. The transcript is spliced from 5 exons. Gene Ontology annotation, cellular component: Golgi membrane; COPII-coated ER to Golgi transport vesicle; endoplasmic reticulum-Golgi intermediate compartment. Bases 210 to 1031 code for a protein of 273 amino acids.